Molecule: messenger RNA, 792 nt
Organism: Miscanthus lutarioriparius
Lineage: Eukaryota; Viridiplantae; Streptophyta; Magnoliopsida; Poales; Poaceae
Source: the annotation of a GenBank genome assembly
AUGGAGCGCCGCCUCCACCACCUCGCGCUGCUGCUCGGCCUCCUCUCCUGGGCGGCGGCGGCCGCCACGGGAGCCGAGGCGCAACCGGUGUGCGACCCCUCCAUCAUCGCCACCCAGAUCGCGCUCUUCUGCAUGCCGGACAUGCCCACGGCGCCCUGCUGCGAGCCGAUCAUCGCCUCCGUCGACCUCGGCGGCGGCAUCCCCUGCCUCUGCCGCGUCGCCGCCCAACCGCAGCUCGUCCUCGCCCGCCUCAACGCCACCCACCUCCUCGCGCUCUACGCCUCCUGCGGAGGACAGCACACCGGGGGCGCCCACCUCGCCGCCGCCUGCCAAGGUCCAUCACCUCCCGCCGCCACCGUUCCCGUGAUCGCCCCGCCGCCGCCCGCCGCGCCCCGCCACAAGCAGCCAACACGUACGAACCCGCUGUCAGCUGCUCUGCUCUGUGCUAUUUCUGCUUUAACUUUUCGCGUGCUCUGUUUGAUCGAUCCGAGAGUUGGACUAAUCCGUGCGGUGUCUGUUUCUGUUGUGAUGAUGUUUCGCAGGCGAGGCCCCACCCCGCCGCCACAGAGCGAGAAGCCGUCCCCGUCGCCCCAGCAGCAGCCUGGCGCCGCCGCCGCCGCCCACGGCAAGGCCAUCCCCACCAGCCCGGCCGCCUCCUUCACCCAGCUGGCGCCGGCCGCCGCGCCCACGACGCCCACGCCACCGCACUCCGGCUCCGACAAGGGGCCCAUCGUCGUCUCCGCCGAGUUCCUCUUCUUCGUCAUCGCCGUCAUCAUCAUCGUCCUCGACUGA